Messenger RNA from Penaeus monodon (black tiger shrimp), 435 nucleotides. Its product is annotated as zinc finger protein 271-like. Gene Ontology annotation, cellular component: nucleus. The transcript is spliced from 3 exons. Gene Ontology annotation, biological process: regulation of transcription by RNA polymerase II. The coding region runs from base 1 to 435 and encodes 144 amino acids. Gene Ontology annotation, molecular function: DNA-binding transcription factor activity, RNA polymerase II-specific; RNA polymerase II transcription regulatory region sequence-specific DNA binding. Lineage: Eukaryota; Metazoa; Arthropoda; Malacostraca; Decapoda; Penaeidae. The record is from RefSeq and is a predicted model, not a curated record.
AUGGUCUCAAAAGAGUACAUCACCUUUCACAGGGAGUCCACAAAAAGGAAAAGCCAUACAACUGCGAGAUUUGCAAUAAAGGCCUUCCCAUCCAAAAGUGAUUUAGAAAAGCAUGUUGACGUACACACAGAGGGAAGCAUACAAACUGUGAGAUUUGAACAAGGCCUCCCAUAUGAAUCUAGUUUUUUAUUUGGUGAGACACAUGAGAACACAUACAAAGGAGAAAGCCAUUACAAUUGUGAAAUUUGUAACAAAGACUUCUCAAGCAAAUCUAAAGUAGCAAUUCAUAUGAGAGCAUAUGAGAGUGGCAUACAAAAAGAGAAAUCAUACCACUGUCAGAUUUGCAAUAAAGACUUCUCAGAAAAUCGAACUGAUAAUCCACAUGAGAGGUACACAGAAAAGAGAAAGCCAUACAGCUGUGAGAUUUGCAAUUAA